Molecule: messenger RNA, 983 nt
Organism: Setaria italica (foxtail millet)
Lineage: Eukaryota; Viridiplantae; Streptophyta; Magnoliopsida; Poales; Poaceae
Product: ethylene-responsive transcription factor ERF071
Exons: 2
Coding region: 135-794 (219 amino acids)
Biological process (GO): ethylene-activated signaling pathway; regulation of DNA-templated transcription
Molecular function (GO): DNA-binding transcription factor activity; DNA binding
Source: RefSeq, a predicted model, not a curated record
UCAUACCGCCGAACCCAAUCCAACGUCCGCAGAAAACACAGCCGCUGACUCCCCUUGUUUCCACUCCACUCCGACCCCCAAGCACUCCACCAAGAACCUUUCCCCUUCCCCCUCCCAAGUUACUCGAGGAAUCCAUGUGCGGCGGUGCCAUCAUCUUCGACUACAUCCCGGCCCGGCGCCGGGUGUCCGCCGCCGACUUCUGGCCUGACGACUCCGAAGCCGACGCCGAGGACUCCCACGCCCCACGCGCCUCCGACGAGAGAGCGCCGCGCGCCAAGCGGGGGCGCAAGAACCAGUACCGCGGCAUCCGGCAGCGGCCGUGGGGCAAGUGGGCGGCGGAGAUCCGCGACCCCGUGAAGGGCGUCCGCGUCUGGCUCGGCACCUACCCCACAGCUGAGGCCGCCGCGCGCGCCUACGACCGCGCCGCCAGGCGCAUCAGGGGCGCCAAGGCCAAGGUCAACUUCCCCAACGACACCUCGUCAUCCCCGGUCGUCGCAUCAGCGGUGGGGGCGAGGGCGGCGCCGCCCGCCACCGCCGCCCAGGCCCCGGCCGUGCUCCCGCCCCCCAAGACGGAGGCAGGGGUGUCCGAAGAGGUCAAGGAGCUGUCCGAGGAGCUGAUGGCCUACGAGAACUACAUGAACUUCCUCGGCAUCCCGUACAUGGAGGGCGGGAGCGCGGCCGCAGCGGCUGCACCGGUCGCCGUCGAGGAACCGCAGGCGGCCGUGCCCACCGGGCUGUGGAGCUUCGAGGACUACACCUACUACCCGGCGUCGCUGUCGCUCUUUACUGAAUAAUAGUGAACCCGUGUCGUGCUGUUUCAGUAAAUUCUGUGAAAAUUUUUCCUGCUCGUGCUAGUCACCGUGAGUGACUGAUGCCGAGCUCCUUGUCUCUUGUGUCGUUGAACCCACCAAUUGUUUUAUUUGUCACUGUGCCUGUAACUCCCCAAGUGUUCCGUGUAAUCAAGACUUGCAGUUUCCUCUCUG